Messenger RNA from Peromyscus eremicus (cactus mouse), 1853 nucleotides. It is a transcript of the gene S1pr4, whose product is annotated as sphingosine-1-phosphate receptor 4. Gene Ontology annotation, molecular function: sphingosine-1-phosphate receptor activity. The transcript has a single exon. Gene Ontology annotation, biological process: G protein-coupled receptor signaling pathway. Bases 16 to 1155 code for a protein of 379 amino acids. NCBI's taxonomy places the organism in Eukaryota, Metazoa, Chordata, Mammalia, Rodentia, Cricetidae. Gene Ontology annotation, cellular component: membrane. The record is from RefSeq and is a predicted model, not a curated record.
UCCCCGCGGGAGGCCAUGAACAUCAGCACCUGGUCCUGUCACCGGCUGGCGGCCAGUGGUCACAGCCACCUCAUUGUCCUGCACUACAACCACAGUGGGCGGCUGGCCGGCCGCGGGGGCCCCGAGGACGGUGGCGGCCUGGGCACGCUGCGGGGGCCGUCGGUGGCGGCCGGCUGCCUGGUGGUGCUGGAGAACGCGGUGGUGCUGGCCGCCAUCGCCACCCGCAUGCGGUCGCGCCGCUGGGUGUACUACUGCCUGCUGAACAUCACGCUGAGCGACCUGCUCACCGGCCUGGCCUACCUGGUCAACGUGCUGCUGUCGGGGACGCGCACCUUCCAGCUGUCCCCCGCGCACUGGUUCCUGCGGGAGGGCCUGCUCUUCAUGGCCCUGGCCGCGUCCACCUUCAGCCUGCUCUUCACGGCCGGCGAGCGCUUCGCCACCAUGGUGCGGGUGGCCGAGAGCGGGGCCACCAAGACCAGCCGCGUGUACGGCUGCAUCGGGCUGUGCUGGCUGCUGGCGGCCACGCUGGGCCUGCUGCCUCUCCUGGGCUGGAACUGCGUGUGUGCCUUCCCGCGGUGCAGCAGCUUGCUGCCCCUCUACUCCAAGGGCUACGUGCUCUUCUGCGUGGUGGUCUUCGCCCUCAUCCUGGUGGCCAUCCUGGGCCUCUAUGGGGCCAUCUUUAGGGUGGUCCGGGCCAAUGGGCAGAAGUCCCCGCGUCCUCCGGCCCGCCGCAAGGCCCGCCGGCUGCUCAACACUGUGCUGAUGAUUUUGGUGGCCUUUGUGGUGUGCUGGGGUCCCCUGUUUGGCCUGCUCCUGGCCGACAUCUUCGGUUCCAACGUCUGGGCCCAGGAGUACCUACGUGGCAUGGACUGGAUCCUGGCCCUGGCCGUGCUCAAUUCUGCCAUCAACCCCCUCAUCUACUCCUUCCGCAGCCGCGAGGUGCAGCGCGCAGUACUGGCCUUCCUCUGCUGCGGCUGUCUCUGGUUAGGCCUGCGGGGUCCUGGUGACUGCCUGACCCGGAUCACCGAGGUCCACUCCGGUGCGUCCACCACCGACAGCUCGCUAAGGACAAGAGACAGUUUUCGGGCUUCCCGAUCGCUCAGCUUCAAGAUGCGAGAGCCGCUGUCCAGCAUUUCCAGUGUCCGGAGCGUCUAGAGCUUGGACGGUCCAGCUGCCAGGAUGAACACUCUACAGACCCUCCCGGGAGAGGUGAGAAGGGACUGGACACACGAUCCUGGCCAUGCCAGCAGGUCCCAGGGUCUGUUCACGGAGCCUCCCCAUGCUGAAUGUCUGGCAGAGCAGAGAGUGGCCAGAACCAGAUCCAGAGGGUCUGGGCCUCAGUCUGGUCCUCACCUCACCUUCACCAGGACGUGAAGGGGACACACCAUGCCUGAGUUCACCAACAGGACAGCGCACUCUGGUUCCCUCUUAGUCACACGUGUGUGUGAGUGUGUGCGUGUGUGUGUCUGGGAAGGGGGUGGGGGCUUCUGUCACACUGUGCACAGUGCUCUGUGAGGGUGCUGAGAUGGAGGGGCGCCUACCCCAUUUGUCUGAAGGCAGCCACCUUGCUGAGAUGUUGCAAGAAGGAGUGGAGCUGGGGGACACACCAGUCAAUCAUCCCCCUCCAUGGUGACUUCCCCAUUGGGACAGGCAGCCCGCCCCCAUGACCUCCUGUCUCUAGCUCAGCUUCUCUGUGUAUGUGGGGAGAAUGGACCCACCCACCCCAGGUCUGGGGCAAUAUCUUGACCUGGUCCUGUAACCCCGUGGACUCACCCUUCCGUUUCUGAACCAUGGUGAUGUGCUGUGACAGGGGACCGUGGACCUCACUGUUCCAUAGUGCAGCUAAGAGCCAU